Messenger RNA from Ochotona princeps (American pika), 848 nucleotides. RefSeq names its product StAR related lipid transfer domain containing 5 (gene STARD5). Lineage: Eukaryota; Metazoa; Chordata; Mammalia; Lagomorpha; Ochotonidae. The record is from RefSeq and is a predicted model, not a curated record. The transcript has 6 exons. The coding region runs from base 76 to 717 and encodes 213 amino acids. Gene Ontology annotation, molecular function: lipid binding.
CGCCCGCGGCCCGGGCUUUCCGGCCUCCCACACACCGCGAAGCUGUUGUGGCCUCGGGCUCGGCUGCUCCGCGCCAUGGACCCGGCGCUGGCCGCCAGGAUCGGCCAGGAGGUGGCCGACAAGAUGUUCCAAUACCGGCGAGACGCGUCGGGCUGGAAAAUUUGCCGGGAAGGCAAUGGAGUGUCAGUGUCCUGGAGACCAUCUGUGGAGUUUGCAGGGAACCUGUACCGGGGGGAAGGCGUUGUGUGCGGGACCCUGGAGGACGUGUGGGACUGUGUCAGGCCAGCUGAAGGGGGCCUGCGAGUGAAGUGGGACGAAAAUGUGACCGGUUUUGAAGUGAUUGAGAAAAUUACUGAUACCCUGUACGUGAGCAGGACCUCCACCCCCUCAGCUGCCAUGAAGCUCAUCUCCCCCAGGGACUUUGUGGAUGUGGUGCUGAUCAAAACAUACGAGGAUGGGACCAUCAGUUCCAACGCCAUCCACGUGGACCACCCUGCAUGUCCCCCGAAGCCAGGCUUCGUGCGAGGAUUCAACCAUCCGUGUGGCUGCUUCUGCGAACCAGUGCCAGGGGAGCCUCUGAAGACCAACGUGGUCACGUUCUUCCAGACCGAGCUCAGCGGCCUCCUCCCCCAGAGUGUGGUGGACUCUUUCUUUCCCCGCAGCAUGGCCGGCUUUUAUGCCAACCUCCAGAAGGCCGUGAAGAAGUUCCACGCCUGACGCUGUCCGUCGCUUCAUGGCCAAGAACUCCCACCAUUCCUCAAGGCACUCCGGGUGCUGGGUUCCAGGAAGCCCCGAGGCACCCAAGGCCCGAGUUUGUAUUUUAGAAUCUGCUGACGGAUAGUAAGACC